AUGUCAACGUUCGUGGAGCAGCGACUCGCUUUCACGGGCGGCGAGGAAAUGCCACCGGUGGGCUUAGUUGCCAUUAUGGCCCCCCAAGCGAUGACUACGGCAGCGGCGGUGACGUCAGGGGGAGCAACCGGCUUGCUCAGCUGUUGCGUCCCGACCGAAUGCAAAAUUCCCCUCACCGGUCAAGAUCUGACCAACGCAGUCCGUGUGAUCUGCAACAAUCAAGAUUGCCGUGCCGGUGAGUACAUGCAUCGAGAAUGUUUCGAAGAGUGGCAGGAAGGCGUGCUUUCGUAUCUGAGAUCAUGCGGUCGAGCGCGAUCCUGGUCAGAGAAGCAGCGGAUGCAGAAUCUCUGGACAAGGAGAGGUUACGACCUGGCGUUUAAAGCUUGCGGCUGCAAGUGCGGCAAAGGCCACUUGAGGAAAGACACCGAUUGGUGUCCUCCGACGAACAGCAUCGCAACCCACGAUGAGAAGAAGAAGCGAGGACGCAAGAAGAGGCAGAACGAAACGGCGACCGCGACCGGCUCGGUGAAACCCUCUGUUCUAACGACUAACAGAAUUCGAAGCUCGUCGAUCUCCUCGACAGGAUCUGGUGUUUGCACCCCGCCGACCACUCCGGACCAGUUCGCGUCGCCGAUUCCUCGCUCGUCAGUGAAUCCGUUCUUCAACGGAGAUCGUUCGGGCAAUUACGAGAAGCCUCAACAAGAGGUCCGGCUUUUCUCUCGACGAUCUGAUUACUCGGUGUUCAACUGUCUGCCACGACACAAAAUCAAUUCGUACAACAUCAAAAUGGAAGACGACGAUCGUAGCGACGACAUCCGCACGUUCAUACUAACCACGCUCGCCCAGCAUCGCACCACUCGAAUUCCGUGCUGUGUCUGCCAUAAUUCAAUGAACAUAUUUGACCGAUACCCGCUGCUGGACGGCACUCUAUUCCUGUCCCCGCGUCAGCAUUCGCCUGGAUCCGUCACGAUCCCAUCGAGCAACCGCACUCAGUACUUGAACGCGGUUUGCAUGCGUUGCCUCGAGGACGAUUGGCAAAAUCUCCGCUGCGUGGCUUGCCGCACCAAAUGGACCGGAGGACACCUGAUCAUUGGAACUCUCUAUUCGUACGACAUUUUCGCCGCUCAGCCCUGUUGCGAGGAAAGACUCCGUUGCAAUCGUUGCCGAAAACUCGUCAUUCAACCAAACCAGCGUGAGCGCUACUUCUUCAGCGAUUACUCGCACAGCAUAGCGUGCCCCUCCUGUAAGUCAAUCGACUAUCAUUUCGUGAAGCCGCUCAACGUCUAUGCUUGUGACUAG
This is a messenger RNA of Galendromus occidentalis (western predatory mite), 1299 nucleotides long. RefSeq names its product hdc homolog, cell cycle regulator (gene heca). The transcript has 2 exons. NCBI's taxonomy places the organism in Eukaryota, Metazoa, Arthropoda, Arachnida, Mesostigmata, Phytoseiidae. Bases 1 to 1299 code for a protein of 432 amino acids. The record is from RefSeq and is a predicted model, not a curated record.